Messenger RNA from Musca domestica (house fly), 2074 nucleotides. RefSeq names its product trichohyalin. The record is from RefSeq and is a predicted model, not a curated record. The coding region runs from base 106 to 1935 and encodes 609 amino acids. The transcript is spliced from 3 exons. NCBI's taxonomy places the organism in Eukaryota, Metazoa, Arthropoda, Insecta, Diptera, Muscidae.
CAGCAACCGUUGCGUUUGGGACACAUUUUUUUGGAGAAAUUUCAAUAAUUGAUUUCUAUACAGAGGAAAGUAUUAUUUAAUUUGGCAAAAAAUAGAUUUUUUGCAAUGGCCACACAAAACAAAAAGCCCCUCUCAUCUAAUCAGGAAAUUGACAAAAAAGAUGAAAAUUCUAACAAUACAAUUUCACAUAAUCGCCGUAAUGUGAAACCGGUUGUUUUAUCUUCACAACGUUUUAACAAAAUUAUUAACAAUGCUACCGCAAUGGAUAAAUCAAAGACACGACAAAAAUUCGAUGAAGAAAAGAAAUUGGUUGAACAACUGAAGGAGGAAAAUGAUAAAAUGGUGGCCAAGUUUAAGGGGAACAUGCAAAGAACUCAGGAACAAAAGAUGCAACAAAUCAAAGAUGAUUUGGAAAAGAAAACUAAGGACGCCAAGGAAUCCUUUGAACAAACCAAGGAAAAUGAAGCUCAAAAACGUCGCGAGAAAAUUGCCAAAGCGCAGCAGUUGAUUGAAAAACUAAAACCGGGUCCACGGCAACUGCACACCGCUGUACUGCAAAGUGAGGUGUUACGCGCCCGCAAUGUUCAACGUGAAAUAAAUGAAGAAUUUAAAAAGGCUGUGAUAAAACAGGAACGCGAAGAGAAAAUGUUGUGCCAAGGCCAAGCCAUGUCUUGGAUCAACGAAGAGCAGCAACGUUUAAAGGACAAACAGAAAAAUACAAAUCUCUACAAGGAAGAGCUAUUGCAGACAAUAAACGAAAAUCAAAAAGUGCGUACGGAUCAGAGGAAACAACAGUUGAAGGAACAACUGGCAAGUAGGGAAAUCUAUGAUUCCGAAUUAAAGGCACACCUGGAAAGAGAAAAAGCCCUGAUGGAAAAGAAAAGGGAAGCUCAGCGUAAGAAUGCUUUGGAGGCAAUGAAAAUGGUGGAACAGCGAAGAAUGCGUGACAAACUUACCGAUGAGGUGGAGGAUCGCCUGUGUUGUGUCUACAAUGCAGGCAAACGUCAAUUAGGUGUCCUGCGCAAUGAGCAAAGCAAAAAGAUAUCAGACGACCAACAACAAAAAAUCCAAGAUCAAGUUAAGAAACUAACAGCAAUUGAAGACAAUACCGAGGCUAAGGAGUCGGAGCGGGUACGCCGUGAUAUAUCUACAAUGCAACUAAAAUUUACAGCUGAAGAACAGGAGAAAAUACGCAAGGAUAAAGCUGCCAAAAAGGCUCGCAUUGAAGCCUAUAUGCGAGAAAUGGAACAGCAGAAAGAAGCCAAACGUCGUGCCGAGGAAGAGAAACGUUUCGAAAUGGCACAACGUUUUAAGAACGAAGAGGUUAAUCAGAAGUUUGCCGAGACACAACAACAAGAACGUUUGACAAAAGCCCGGGAGGCACGUGAUUUUCUUAACAAACAGAUUGAGGAGAACCAACGCAAUAAAUUGGCUCAAAAGCAGGCCAAUAGGACAUGUAAUGAAGAAAAAACACAACAGGAAGAUAAAUUCUUCUUUGAAUAUGCACGUAAUCUUAUAGAGGAUGCCCAGCAGAAAGGACGUCCCCUGUAUCCAUUUGCGAAGGCGGUAAAUGAGUAUAAAAAAGAAAAUGAUAUUGAAUGUGAACGUAAAAUACCGAAACAUAUGGAGACACAUAUAAGUAUAGGACGGGCUCAACCCAAUGAGGCAACAUCAAAUGAUAAGGAAAAACCAUCCAAAACUCGGGAAGAAAUUUUACAAAAUUGUUUAAAGAUCAAUGAGAUUCUAACAAAACCAGAACAAGAAAAAGAAAAGACAUCAGAAGUAUCGCAUAAAUAUUUGCCAUGUGAAAAUCAUGAAUCGAAUGGAAAGUUAUUAACCAAAGAUUCCACAAAAAGGGAAUGUUCAGCAGUGUUGCGUUAUAGCAUGGAGGAUUUGAAAAAGCUUAAUCAAUAUGCCGCACCUUCGUGUCAUUAAAAUUCAAUUCUAAUUUAUACUCUUUCAAUUUAUUCUUAUUUUAUUUCAGUAAAAGAAAGAAAUACAGAGUUUCAAACUCAUGUUAUUCAUUUCACACUUUUUGUUAAAUAUGUUUAGAAAAUAUAAAUAUUAUUAAUAA